Molecule: messenger RNA, 220 nt
Organism: Baudoinia panamericana UAMH 10762
Lineage: Eukaryota; Fungi; Ascomycota; Dothideomycetes; Mycosphaerellales; Teratosphaeriaceae
Exons: 1
Coding region: 14-199 (61 amino acids)
Source: RefSeq, a predicted model, not a curated record
ACUACAGGAUACUAUGCGUACAUCCAACGCCGUUCUUGUACCAUAUGCUGCUAUCAGAGCCCUGGGCCCAUAUCAGCAUAAGCAAUCGAACGGGAUUCCGAGCCAGAGAGGGCGUGCAAAGGCGAGCGAAGUGGGCGGAUUCUCAGUUUCAUACCUCUGCUUUGUACGCCUUGGUGUUGGCUAUGACUCCAUAUGGUAAUGCGCGACUUUCGAAAUCUGU